Messenger RNA from Carya illinoinensis, 1410 nucleotides. Its product is annotated as amino acid permease 3-like. The record is from RefSeq and is a predicted model, not a curated record. Gene Ontology annotation, cellular component: plasma membrane. The coding region runs from base 1 to 1410 and encodes 469 amino acids. Lineage: Eukaryota; Viridiplantae; Streptophyta; Magnoliopsida; Fagales; Juglandaceae. The transcript has 5 exons.
AUGCCGAAUGUGUUUGUUCUUCCUUAUAUAUAUAAUAUAUCACUUUUCGACGGUGCAGGGACGGUUUGGAGUGCAUGUGUUUUCUUAACAACGGCUAUUGUGGCUAGCCCUCUGUUUCUGUCCUUGCCUGGGAACGUUGCACAACUUGGAUGGGUUGCUGGUCCAGCCGUGAUCAUCUUCUUCUCCCUCGUGACUUUCCACACCUCCGCUUUGCUCUGCGCCUGCUAUCGUUCACCUGUCACUACCAAGAGAAACCAUACUUACAUGGAUGCCAUUCGAUCCAACUUGGAUGGGGCAAAAGUCAAGAUAUGCUUGGUGAUUCAGUACCUGAACCUUCUUGCGGCAGCCAGCGAGUACACUGUAUUUGCAGCCCUAAUGAUGAUGCACGUAGCUAGGGAUAUCAAGUACUGGCUCUCUAAAUGUCGCAACGCAGCUGAUCAUGCAUGUUAUGUUAAUCCCAUGCCAUAUUUCAUGGCUUUUGCCGUUGCUCAAAUAAUUCUCUUUCAAAUUCCCAAGUUUCCUCAGCUGCGCAUGAGUUUCUCCAUUCUGUGUCUUAUAAUGUUCGUACUUUAUUCAGGAAUUGGUCUUGGCCUUGCUAUCGCUAAAGUUGCAGGUGUGCAUGGGAUAUAUUAUACUGACCUUCCAUUGACGGAUGGUAAUAACACUACGACUCCAGCCCAAAAAAUAUUGAAGAUCAUCCGAGCAGUCGGGGAUAUAGCUCAUGCAUACGAUUUAUCAGCCGUCCUUAUUGAAAUCAUGGACACAGUUAAAUCCCCACCAUCAGAAGCCGAGACAAUGAAAAAGGCCACUCGACGUAGCCUUAUACUCACAACCUUUGUCUCCAUGCUUCAUGGCUUCUUGCUUUUUGCUGCUUUUGGAAAUAACGUACCUCCUCGUGUAUUCCUCCUUCAUGGCUUCUAUAAACCAUAUUGGCAGCUUGACAUGAUAGCAAGUGCUGCCAUUGUAAUCCAACUUUCUGGAGGAUACCAGAUCUAUUUGCUACCCAUUUUGGCCAUGGUUGAGGAAACCCUAGCAGAGAGAUUCCCAGAUAAUGAAUUCAUCACCAAAGACAUUAAAAUCCCGACCGGCUGCAAACUCAACCUCUUUCGACUGGUUUGGAGGACACUUUUCGUUAUCACAACCACUGUGUUAUCAAUGUUUCUAACAAUCUACGUCGACCUACUUAAACUCUUUCAGAUUUUGGCCUUUUGGCCUAUCGCAGUUUACUUCCCAGUGGAGAUGUAUAUGGUGCAAAAGAAGAUACCAAAGUGGAGCAAAAGAUGGAUUUGCCUUCAAAUUCUCAGUGUCGGGUGGCUGAUUGUUUCCAUAGCCACAGCUGCUGCCUCUAGUGUUGAUAUUUUUAGUACUGGGUCUAAUUAUUAUGAUCCCUUCAAGCCAAAGUAUUUCUAG